AUUUGGACGUAGGCAAUAUGAGACAAUUCCUGAUGACCCGCAUUUGGAAGGUCACUUCAAUUCUCCCGAAAUAAUUAGGGAUAUAGUAUUGGGAUUAAGUGAUGGUUUGACUGUUCCUUUUGCGUUGGCUGCAGGCCUUUCUUCCCUAGGGAAUAAUCAUUUAGUAAUAACUGGUGGUCUUGCUGGCGCCAUUUCAAUGGGUUUGGGCGGUUAUUUGGCUGCAAAAUCAGAUGCAGACCAUUAUGAUACAGAAAGGCUUAGAGAAGAAUGGGAAGUUCAAAAUUGUCCUGAUGCUGAAGCACAAGAAAUUAUUGAUAUAUUAUCUCCGUACGGAUUGGAUGUUGCGACUUUGACUCCUAUAAUUGAAAAGUUAGCGUCUAAUCCGGAAAAAUUUGUUGAUUUUAUGAUGAGAUUUGAAUUGUGCCUUGAGAAACCAGAUCCUUCUAGAUCAUGGAAAAGUGCCCUAACUAUUGGAUUGGCUUAUUUCUUUGGUGGUCUUAUACCGUUGAUUCCUUACUUCUUCAUAGAAUCAGCAGUUGUUGGUUUAUACGUUAGUAGUUUUGUAACAUUGCUUGGUCUAGUUAUAUUCGGAUUUAUUAAGGCUAUGUUCACAGCACCAAAUAAGGCUUUAUGGGCAGCAAUUCAAACAGCUCUUGUUGGUGCGAUUGCUGCUGCUGCUGCGUAUGGUGGUGUAAA
This is a messenger RNA of Dentiscutata erythropus, 696 nucleotides long. The record is from the annotation of a GenBank genome assembly. NCBI's taxonomy places the organism in Eukaryota, Fungi, Glomeromycota, Glomeromycetes, Diversisporales, Gigasporaceae.